AUGCUUGGGCCUCAGCUGCUGUUGCUCCUGUCCUAUGGGGGCACCCUGCUCGUCGCUGGUCUAAAUGAAACCUCCUUUGUGCACCCAGACCUCCAGAGGCUGCAGAACUCUUCACAGACAGCUCCAGACAGGGGCUGGUGCUCCACAUGGGGGGCCGGCCACUUCUCCACAUUCGAUGGCCAUGUGUAUGACUUUCUGGGGACCUGCAACUACAUCUUUGCGGCCACCUGCAAGGACACGUCACCCACCUUCAGUGUCCAGCUACGGCGCGGGCCCGGUGGGGGCAUCUCCCGGGUCAUUGUGGAGCUGGGGGUCUCUGUGGUCACUGUGCAGAAGGCAGUCAUCUCUGUGAAGGAUGUAGGGGUCGUCGGCCUGCCCUAUACCAGCAAUGGGCUCCAGAUCACACCCUUUGGCCAGAACGUGCAGCUGGUGGCAAAGCAGCUGGAGCUGGAGCUGGUGGUCAUGUGGGGCCCGGGGACUCACCUCAUGGUGCUGGUGGAGAAGCGGCACAUGGGCAAGCUGUGUGGUCUCUGUGGGGACUUCAAUGGAGAGCAGACCAAUGAGUUUCUGAGCGAGGAAGGCAAAUUCUUGGAGCCGCACACAUAUGCUGCCCUCCAGACGCUGGAUGACCCCGAUGAGAUCUGUACCUACAAGGCCGUCCCCAACCCCCAGGUCCCACAGGCAGAGCACGCCCAGACUUGCACCCAGCUACUGACACUGGUGGCCCCGGAGUGCAACGUGCCCAAAGAGCCAUUCAUGUGGAGCUGCCAGGUGGACAUGGCCGAGUGUGUCCUGCGAGGCCAGCACAACUGCAGCUGUGCCACGCUGUCGGAGUACUCACGCCAGUGCAGCAUGGCUGGCCAGGCCGUCAGCAACUGGCGGGGCCCCGGCCUCUGCCCCGUGGGUACAUGCCCGGCCAACCAGGUGUACCAAGAAUGUGGUGAGACCUGCGUCAAGACCUGCUCCAAUCCACAGCACACCUGUUCCAGCUUCUGCACCUUUGGCUGCUUCUGUCCCAAAGGGACGGUGCUUGAUGACAUCUCCAGAAACCACACCUGCGUGCCAGUCACCCAGUGCCCCUGCAUGCUCAACGGCGUGGUCUACGCCCCUGGGGAGGUCGUGACAGCCGCCUGCCAGACCUGCCAGUGCACCACGGGCCACUGGAAGUGCACAGAGCAGCCCUGCCCCCAACGCUGCUCCCUGGAAGGCGGCUCCUUUGUCACCACAUUUGAUGCCAGGCCCUACCGCUUCCAUGGCACCUGCACCUACAUCCUCCUCCAGAGCCCGCAGCUCCCAGAUGGGGCCUCCCUCGUGGCCUCGUACGACAAGUCUGGGUACUCUCACUCGGAGACCGCCCUAGCUGCCAUCAUUUACAUGUCCCGAGAGGACAAGAUCGUGAUUUCUCAGGAUGAGGUAUUCACCCACAACGGGAACACCAAGUGGCUACCAUACAAGACCCGCAACAUCACCGUCUUCAGGCAGACGUCCACCCACAUCCAGAUGACCACCACCUUUGGGCUGGAGCUCGUGAUCCAGCUGGAGCCCGUGUUCCAGGCAUACAUUACCAUCGGGCCGCAGUUCAGAGGCCAGACCAGAGGGCUCUGCGGGACCUUCAACGGAGACACGACAGAUGACUUCAUGGCCAGCACGGGCAUCGUGGAGGGCACCGCCUCGCUCUUUGUGGACUCCUGGCGGACAGGCAACUGCCCGGCCUCGCUCGAGCGUGAGACUGAUCCCUGCUCCAUGAGCCAGCUCAACAAGGUGUGUGCAGAGACCCACUGCUCAGUGCUGGUAAGGAACGGCUCAGUGUUCGAGAAGUGCCACGCCAUGGUGAACCCCAGGCCCUUCUACAAGAGGUGCGUGUACCAGGCCUGCAACUAUGAGAAGACCAUCCUACACGUGUGCGCUGCUCUGAGUGACUAUGCGCGUGUGUGUGCCACACGCGGCAUCCUGCUACGGGACUGGAGGAACAGUGUGGACAACUGCACUACCCCCUGCACGGGCAACCAGACAUUCGGCUAUGACACCCGGGCCUGCGGCCGCACGUGCCUAUCCCUGUCUGAUCACGCUGCCGAGUGCCACCCAAGUGCCGUGCCUGUGGACGGCUGCAACUGCCCUGAGGGCACCUACCUCAACCACAAGGCUCAGUGUGUACGAAAGUCCCAGUGCCCCUGCCUCCUAGACAGCAAUAAGUUCAUCCUGGCUGACCAGUCAGCCAUGGUCAACGGUGUCAUCUGCUACUGUAUCAACGGCAGGCUGAGCUGCCCGGGGCGCCCACAGAUGCUCCUGGCAACCUGCUCAGCCCCCAAGACCUUCCAGUCCUGCAAUGAGUCUUCAGAGAACACAUUUGGGGCAGCCUGUGCCCCUACAUGUCAGAUGCUGGCCACCGGCACCCCCUGUGUACCCACCAGGUGCGAGCCCGGCUGUGUCUGUGCUGAGGGGCUCUACGAGAACGCCAACGGGCAGUGCGUACCCCCUGAGGAGUGCCCAUGCGAGUUUGCAGGGGCCUCCUACCCCCCGGGCGCAGAGCUCCACACUGACUGUAGGACAUGCACCUGCUCCAGGGGGAAAUGGACGUGCUGGCAGAGUGCCCGCUGCUCAUCCACCUGCGCUCUGUAUGGGGAGGGCCACGUGGUCACCUUUGAUGGGCAGCGCUUCAUGUUUGAUGGCAGCUGCGGGUAUAUCCUGACCACGGACGGCUGCGGGGCCAACAACUCACGGCCCACCUUCACAGUCCUCACAGAGAAUGUUGUGUGUGGGAAGUCAGGUGUCACCUGCUCCCGCUCCAUCAAGAUCUCUCUGGGGGGCCUGUCCAUCGUGCUGGCGGACAGGAACUACACGGUCAGCGGGGAGGACCCCCAUGUGCACUUCCGGGUGAACGCCGGCUCCCUGAAUCUGGUGCUGGACAUCACCAUCAGCAAUAGGUACAAUCUGACCCUCGUCUGGAACAAGCACAUGACCAUCUUCAUCAAGAUCACGCGUGCCACCCAGGAUGCGCUGUGCGGCUUAUGUGGCAACUACAACGGAAACAUGAAGGAUGACUUCGAGACACGCAGCAACUAUGUGGCAUCCAGUGAGCUGGAAUUUGUGAACUCGUGGAAGGACAGCCCACUGUGUGGGGACACCAGCCUCGCACUGGACCCCUGCAGCCUCAACACAUUCCGCCGCGCCUGGGCAGAGCGCAAAUGUGGCAUCAUCAACAGCCCCACCUUCGCCGCCUGCCACAGCCAGGUGUACCACCUGCCCUACUACGAGGCUUGUGUACAAGAUGCAUGUGGCUGCGACACCACUGGGGACUGCGAGUGCCUAUGUGAUGCGGUGGCGGCCUAUGCCAAGGCCUGCCUGGACAAGGGCGUGUGCGUGGACUGGAGGACCCCGGACUUCUGCCCCAUCUACUGUGACUACUACAACACCCACACGCAUGAGGAUGGGGCGUACCAGUACAACCAGGAUGCCAACUGCACAUGGCACUACCAGCCGUGCCUCUGCCCUCAGCACCCACAGAGUCUCCCACACACCAACACCGAAGGCUGCUACAACUGCUCCCAGCACGAGUACUUCGACCAGAACACAGGGACCUGCGUUCCCUGCAUGUCGCCGCCCACCACGCCGAGACCCACCACAGAGUCACCUCGAUCCAUCUCUGCCAUCACCCCACGGGCUACAUCAGCACCAACCCCAAUGACCACACUCAAGUCUACAGCGACAGGACCCACCGAGACACAGACCACAAUGAAGUUCACAGCUUCAAUGUUCAGCUCAGCAAUGCAAUCCACAGCUCGGUCCACGGAGCACACCACGGCAGCACCAAGGACCAAAGAAAUCUCAGAGACCUCCAGAGGACCCCCAACAACAUCCCCGAAACACACUUCGAUACGAAACACACCUAUGAUCACGGAAACAAAGAGCAUGGAGACCAUUCGAUCCCAGGAGACUACAGUAACCGAAAACAGCCAGCUAACGACUCACUACCUACCGCACACACACGAGACAACAACAGAGACAAGCCGUAUCACAAACACACCUCUCACUUUACACACCACCCAUACCUUUCACCCUACGCCCUCGCCUGCUGUCCCCACAAACACACUCCACACCACAGGUUCCCCUACCGGGACAUCCUUCCGGACCACCACAGGCUUCCCCAGCCCAUCCCACGCCGAGACCACCCUCUCUACUCACAUGUCUGCCUCCAGCACAUCCUCGGACAUUGACCACGACCUCCUGGACUCGCUCAGCAGCAACCAGCAAGCCGCACACUCCCCACACCUCUCACGCUGCAUCCUCACCUGCUGUCCCCACCAGCACAGUCCACAGCACAGGUACCCCUACCGGAACAUCCUUCCGGACCACCACAGCCUUCCCCAGCCCAUCAAGCCCCGAGACCACCGUCUCCACUCACAUGACAGUGACCACGACCUCCUGGACUCGCUCAGCAGCGACCAGCAAGCCGCACACUCCCCACACCUCUCACACUGCAUCCUCGCCUGCUGCUCCCACCAAAACAGUCCACUCCACAGGUCCCCCUACCGGACAUCCUUCCGGACCACCACAGCCUUCCCCAGCCCAUCAAGCCCCGAGACCACCAUCUCCUCCCAUGCGUCCGCCUCCACCACGUCCUCGGACAGUGACCACGACCUCCUGGACUCGCUCAGCAGCGACCAGCAAGCCGCACACUCCCCACACCUCUCACGCUGCAUCCUCGCCUGCUGCUUCUCCAGCCCAUCAAGCCCCGAGACCACCAUCUCCUCCCAUGCGUCCGCCUCCACCACGUCCUCAGUGACCAGCACCUCCCAUCUGGUCACCAGACCAACACACCAACCGACCCCCUCUCCCCACUCCACUACCAGACACACUGGAACCCCAUCCCCGUCUCCACACAGCCCCAGCACUGGCACACAGCCCACGCACACAAAAUCCCCACUGACGCGGACCACGGCCACCCCUACCUCGGUCAGCACAGUCAAAACUUCCACCUCCCCACGGUCACAUCCAACCUCACCGAUCCACCAGGAGGCAUCUUCCCCCCAUCCCACCACCAUCUCCAACCACCCUCCUAGGACAGUGACCACGACCUCCUGGACUCGCUCAGCAGCGACCAGCAAGCAGCACACUCCCCACACCUCUCACGCUGCAUCCUCGCCUGCUGCUCCCACCAAAACAGUCCACUCCACAGGUCCCCCUACCGGGACAUCCUUCCGGACCACCACAGCCUUCCCCAGCCCAUCAAGCUCCGAGACCACCAUCUCCUCCCAUGCGUCCGCCUCCACCACGUCCUCGGUGACCAGCACCUCCCACCUGGUCAUCAGCCCAACACACCAACCGACCCCCUCUCCCCACUCCACUGCCAGACUCACUGGAACCCCAUCCCCGUCUCCACACAGCCCCGGCACAGGCACACAGCCCACGCAAACAAAACCCCCACUGACGCGGACCACGGCCACCCCUACCUUGGUCAGCACAGUCAAAACUUCCACCUCCCCACGGUCACAUCCAACAUCACCGAUCCACCAGGAGGCAUCUUCUGCCCAUCCCACCACCAUCUCCAACCACCCUCCUAGGACAGUGACCAGCAAGCCGCACACUCCCCACACCUCUCACACUGCAUCCUCACCUGCUGUCCCCACCAGCACAGUCCACACCUCAGGUCCCCCUACCGGGACAUCCUUCCGGACUACCACCGCCUUUCCCAGCCCUUCCCGCCCCGAGACCACCGUCUCCACUCACAUGUCUGCCUCCAGCACAUCCUCGGUGACCCCCACCUCCCAUCUCAUCAUCACUCCAACACAACACCCGACACCCUCUCCCCACUCCACUGCCAGACACACUGGAACCCCAUCCUCAUCUCCCCACAGCCCCGAUACAGGCACACAGCCCACGCACACCACACCCCAACUGACCCGGACCACCGCCACCCCUACCUCGGUCAGCACAACCAGAACCUCCACGUCCCGACAGUCGUAUCCAUCAGCACCCAUCCACCAGGAGGCCUCUUCAACCCACUCCAGCACUACCUCCAACCAGACUCCAAGGACGGGAUUCGCAACCUCCCCGACUCACUCAGCAACGGCGAGCAAGUCACACACGCCCCACACGCUCCUAACGUCUCACUCAGCGCCCACACCUUCUGUCCCUACCAAAACCUCGCACACCACAGGUCCGCCUUCAGGGACAUCCUUCCGGACUACCACAGCCUUCCCCAGCCCAUCAAGCCCCGAGACCACCAUCUCCUCCCAUGCGUCGGCCUCCACCACGUCCUCGGUGACCAGCACCUCCCAUCUGGUCAUCAGCCCAACACACCAACCGACCCCCUCUCCUCACUCCACUACCAGACACACUGGAACCCCAUCCCCGUCUCCACACAGCCCCAGUACAGGCACACAGCCCACGCACACAAAACCCCCACUGACGCGGACCACGGCCACCCCUACCUCGGUCAGCACAGUCAAAACUUCCACCUCCCCACGGUCACAUCCAACCUCACCGAUCCACCAGGAGGCAUCUUCCCCCCAUCCCACCACCAUCUCCAACCACCCUCCUAGGACAGUGACCACGACCUCUUGGACUCGCUCAGCAGCGACCAGCAAGCCGCACACUCCCCACACCUCUCACGCUGCAUCCUCGCCUGCUGUCCCCACCAGCACAGUCCACUCCACAGGUCCCCCUACCGGGACAUCCUUCCGGACCACCACAGCCUUCUCCAGCCCAUCAAGCCCCGAGACCACCAUCUCCUCCCAUGCGUCCGCCUCCACCACGUCCUCGGUGACCAGCACCUCCCAUCUGAUCAUCAGUCCAACACACCAACCGACCCCCUCUCCCCACUCCACUGCCAGACACACUGGAACCCCAUCCCAGUCUCCACACAGCCCCGGCACAGGCACACAGCCCACGCACACAAAACCCCCACUGACGCGGACCACGGCCACCCCUACCUCGGUCAGCACAGUCAAAACUUCCACCUCCCCACGGUCACAUCCAACAUCACCGAUCCACCAGGAGGCAUCUUCCGCCCAUCCCACAACCAUCUCCAACCACCCUCCUAGGACAGUGACCGUGACCUCCUGGACUCACUCAGCAGCGACCAGCAAGCCGCACACUCCCCACACCUCUCACGCUGCAUCCUCGCCUGAUGUUCCCACCAAAACAGUCCACUCCACAGGUCCCCCCAAAGGGACAUCCUUCCGGACCACCACAGCCUUCCCCAGCCCAUCAAGCCCCGAGACCACCAUCUCCUCCCAUGCGUCCGCCUCCACCACGUCCUCGGUGACCAGCACCUCCCAUCUGGUCACCAGACCAACACACCAACCGACCCCCUCUCCUCACUCCACUACCAGACACACUGGAACCCCAUCCCCGUCUCCACACAGCCCCAGCACUGGCACACAGCCCACGCACACAAAAUCCCCACUGACGCGGACCACGGCCACCCCUACCUCGGUCAGCACAGUCAAAACUUCCACCUCCCCACGGUCACAUCCAACCUCACCGAUCCACCAGGAGGCAUCUUCCCCCCAUCCCACCACCAUCUCCAACCACCCUCCUAGGACAGUGACCACGACCUCCUGGACUCGCUCAGCAGCGACCAGCAAGCCGCACACUCCCCACACCUCUCACGCUGCAUCCUCGCCUGCUGUUCCCACCAGCACAGUCCACUCCACAGGUCCCCCUACCGGGACAUCCUUCCAGACCACCACAGCCUUCUCCAGCCCAUCAAGCUCCGAGACCACCAUCUCCUCCCAUGCGUCCGCCUCCACCACGUACUCGGUGACCAGCACCUCCCACCUGGUCAUCAGCCCAACAUACGAACCGACCCCCUCUCCCCACUCCACUGCCAGACACACUGGAACCCCAUCCCCGUCUCCACAGAGCCCCGGCACAGGCACACAGCCCACGCACACAAAACCCCCACUGACGCGGACCACGGCCACCCCUACCUUGGUCAGCACAGUCAAAACUUCCACCUCCCCACGGUCACAUCCAACAUCACCGAUCCACCAGGAGGCAUCUUCUGCCCAUCCCACCACCAUCUCCAACCACCCUCCUAGGACAGUGACCAGCAAGCCGCACACUCCCCACACCUCUCACGCUGCAUCCUCACCUGCUGUCCCCACCAGCACAGUCCACACCUCAGGUCCCCCUACCGGGACAUCCUUCCGGACUACCACCGCCUUUCCCAGCCCUUCCCGCCCCGAGACCACCGUCUCCACUCACAUGUCUGCCUCCAGCACAUCCUCGACACACUGGAACCCCAUCCUCAUCUCCCCACAGCCCCGAUACAGGCACACAGCCCACGCACACCACACCCCAACUGACCCGGACCACCGCCACCCCUACCUCGGUCAGCACAACCAGAACCUCCACGUCCCGACAGUCGUAUCCAUCAGCACCCAUCCACCAGGAGGCCUCUUCAACCCACUCCAGCACUACCUCCAACCAGACUCCAAGGACGGGAUUCGCAACCUCCCCGACUCACUCAGCAACGGCGAGCAAGUCACACACGCCCCACACGCUCCUAACGUCUCACUCAGCGCCCACACCUUCUGUCCCUACCAAAACCUCGCACACCACAGGUCCGCCUUCAGGGACAUCCUUCCGGACUACCACAGCCUUCCCCAGCCCAUCAAGCCCCGAGACCACCAUCUCCUCCCAUGCGUCGGCCUCCACCACGUCCUCGGUGACCAGCACCUCCCAUCUGGUCAUCAGCCCAACACACCAACCGACCCCCUCUCCUCACUCCACUACCAGACACACUGGAACCCCAUCCCCGUCUCCACACAGCCCCAGUACAGGCACACAGCCCACGCACACAAAACCCCCACUGACGCGGACCACGGCCACCCCUACCUCGGUCAGCACAGUCAAAACUUCCACCUCCCCACGGUCACAUCCAACCUCACCGAUCCACCAGGAGGCAUCUUCCCCCCAUCCCACCACCAUCUCCAACCACCCUCCUAG
This is a messenger RNA of Canis lupus familiaris (dog), 8955 nucleotides long. Its product is annotated as mucin-6-like. The coding region runs from base 1 to 8955 and encodes 2984 amino acids. Gene Ontology annotation, molecular function: protein binding. Gene Ontology annotation, cellular component: extracellular matrix. Lineage: Eukaryota; Metazoa; Chordata; Mammalia; Carnivora; Canidae. The record is from RefSeq and is a predicted model, not a curated record. The transcript has 35 exons.